Drosophila sechellia is the source of this 4499-nucleotide messenger RNA. RefSeq names its product trafficking protein particle complex subunit brun (gene brun). Lineage: Eukaryota; Metazoa; Arthropoda; Insecta; Diptera; Drosophilidae. The coding region runs from base 1 to 3963 and encodes 1320 amino acids. The record is from RefSeq and is a predicted model, not a curated record. Gene Ontology annotation, cellular component: trans-Golgi network. The transcript has 10 exons.
AUGCGUGCGGCCGUUGGCCUGAUGCUGUCGCACGGUGCUGGUGGCAUGGAGCCAGCGUUGUCACGCCCGGACUACGAGCAGAGCGCCCUGCACCACAGCUGCCUGCUGGUGCUGCUCCGCGGCGUGGGUCCAUCGCGCGCUCGCGUCCUUCAGCGGGCGUUCGAGAAAGUGCGACGUGUCAAUCACAUCCGGGUCAAUGACUCCUCUGGCCAUCCCCGCUCCAUUUGGAUCCGCUUCGUUCACGAUCAUCCUGUGGAGCACAACGAUUGGGGAGACUUUCAGACCCAUCGCCGACUGCUGGGACUUGUCACCAUCGGCAAAUUCGAUAGCCAAAUCGAGCUAAAUGAGCUGUGCCGUCAGCACGAGUCCUUGAAAGUUCGCUACGGGUCUACUCUGUACGAGUCCCGUGCCAUUUUCUUUGGGCCCGAUGAGCCGCCACUGGAAAUCAUUGGGGAGGUGCUGGGACCACCAGCAGCUGGUGGACGACGCCUCCAAGAUGAAUUCACAACGCCAUCGAAUUUCAAGGCGCAGGCCUUCUUCUAUCGCGAACAGGAUUCGUGUGCUGAUCUCGAAGCCCGAAUUGGAGACUUUGCCAGCGCGUUGUUUUGGGUCCUGGAAUCGCGACGAUUAGAGCGAUCUCGCGAGAAGGCAGACAAGGUGAGCCUGUUGCUGGCACCCUUUGAAAAGCGAGACUUUGUGGGCCUAGACAUGGAGUCGAGAAACAAUAGGAAAAGGUGCGUGGGUCGUGUGAUGAAGAACCUGGCUGAUCUUUCGCUGCAAGCCGGCCUGGUUGACGACGCCUUGAGUUUGUACCACAAUGCCAAUGAGACCUUGAGGUCGGUUGGUGACUCCCUGUGGGUUGGCGCAACUGAAGAGGGUUUGUGUGCCGCUUCCGCAAUGCUGUUGUAUCCCCAAAUGCGAGAAACCGAGACACUGCACAGAAACUCGUCGCUUCAGGAGGCGGGCACCUCUCCCCUAAAAAACACCCCCGAAAAGUGGCGUGCUAGCGACGCCACCAAGAAGAUUAGCGCCAGUGACGCAACCGCGAACAAUGUGGAUUCCAGCCAGCCACAGCAGCGCGUAACCUCGAACUCAUCUUCUUGCUCGUCCGUGUCUUCCCUGGUGACAACGGCCACCAAUUCCUCCGCCUCGGACACGCCCACUACAUCGUCUUCCUCCACUUCGACUUUAUCGGCAGCUCCGAUACCAGGACACCAGAGAAACGGCGAUCUGCCGGGCAACAUCCUCAAGGCGGAGGAGAUCACCAACUACUAUCGCAAGGCCAUCAUUAACUACAGCAAGUAUAGGCAUGCAGCCACUAUAGAGACGGAGGCGGCACUGAAGGCCUCGCGGAUUUGCAUCGAGCAGAAUCGUCCCCUGGACGUGGCCAUGUUUCUGCAGAAUAUACUCUACAUAAACCUGAGCAUGAGCGAAGCCGAGCGGGUAAAGAGAUUCGAGGUCAUUACGGAUCUGUAUCAGCAGAUCGGAUACCAAAGGAAGGCGGCAUUUUUCCAAAGACUUGCUGCACUCAAGCACGUUCAGCAGGGAAGCCAAGCGCCGGACUGGAACCAAAGUUACCGCCUCAUGUUGGGCAGUUUUACGGGAUACCGACUUUGCCUCGACCCCUUGGAAGUAAUAGAAAAUGCUGCCGGCUGGCCGGCGUUGCAAAUCGAUCUGGUCCAGACCCUUAUAACUGCCGCCAGGCGUUUGGGACAGUCCGCUUUGGCCACGCGGCACAUGACCUUUUUGCUGCAAACUCAGUGGGACAACAUGUCGCCAACGGAGCAAAGCGAGAUGGCUGUGCAACUGCAGAAUUUAAGCGCUCAGUGCGAGGGCUCUCCUGUGCCCUUGGUGCUGGAAAAUGGCACUGUGAUACCACCCGCCAAUCUCACGGAUCUGCCCUACUGCCUCGAUCUUCAGGUUAAAGAUUUGCCCGCUCAUUUGCGACCGCAAAGAAUAAAGGUGGCCAAAGCGGACAGUGGGCCUUUCUUAUUCACGCCAAUACACUUCAAUUCUGUCGACAGAAGGGACAAGAAAAAGGACAAAAAUAAAAUAGCUUUCCAGUGGGUGCAAAAUGAUUUAAGUGAAGUGACUGUGCGCCUGCGGAAUCCCCUGCCCUUCGAGCUGCCCGUCACGGACAUGAGAUUGCUGACAAACGGCGUGGUGUUUGAGUCUUUGCCCCAGUCUCUUGUACUCCAGCCACAUGUGCCCACGUAUGUGGCACUACAUGGAACGCCAAUUGAGACGGGGCAACUCGAUCUGCAGGGCUACAGCACGCACACGCUGGGUGUGAAGUCCAACUGUCGGCUGAAGCACAUGCGUGGACGCAGCUUUCCGCCCAACUACGUGGUUGACGUUAUCCCCGCCCUUCCUAGGAUAUCUGUGAAAACUUCGCUACCACAGACAGCGACGUUUAGCAACAUGAACAGUGCGGAUAUCGUGGUGACCUCUGCCAGCUUGACGCUGUACAACGGAGAAUCUUCCAGCUGCACGAUAACUAUUACCAAUGAGAGUGCCACGCUGCCACUGGAGCACCUAGAGUUCAGCAUCAACUCAAAUGUGGAGCAGGAGCUGCAGCAGAAGAUCUUCCGAAUAGAUGAAGAAGCCAUUAAGGCCCAGUUGCCAGUGCCUCCCCAGGGCACCAUUGAAAUUAUAGUGGAUGUUUAUGCAGAAGCGGACUUCGUUUGUCCUCAACCACCGGCUUCAUUGCAUUCUGCCGCUGCUCCUGGGGACUACGGUGCAGCGUCACUAACGCACUACUCGAGCGUGUCCACCUCUGGGCACGCCAGCUUACCCUCCAGAGUCGGUUCACCGCAUCAUCGUCGAAAUGAGCCACAGAAUUCCAGUUUCCGGUCGACCAUUUCUGGCGGUCCACCAUCGCUGGCUGCCUUAACCCUGCAGCCUGGCGGCGGUGGAGGAGUAGGACCUCCCAGCCUUGGGUCACAAUAUAACCAGCACAUAGAGGCGCAAGUCAGAUUCAAGUACUCCGGCGGAGAUGCUUUGACGGCGGGCUACUGCCGCCAAUGUGCGGUGUCCUUUAAUCUAGAAUUGUUGCCUAGCGCACAGAUUACAAGCUGGGAUGUGCUUCCCGCAGAGGUAGCCUCCCAAUUUUACCUGGUACUUGACAUCUCCAACCUAACCGCUCAAGAGAUGUCGCUCAACUAUACGGACACCAAGAAUAUACUCAUCGAGGCCAAAGAGAGCUGCCGAGUGCCCAUACCUGUGGAUCGGUGCUCCUUGGAGAAAGUGGUGGCUGCUCGGGCAGCCGAGGUAGCUGAGAAUCUGGAGAGAGAACUCUGCUUUCGGACGCAGCUGCUGUCGUUUAACGAUGCUCUGAGUAAGCUCUGCUCAAUUCACAUAGCUGAAAGGGUGAAAAUCAAAUGGCUGUUAACGGGGACGGACAUUCAGGGAAUCGCCUCACUGCGAGGAAUAGUUCUCUCCCAGUCUAUGGUGGAUUUGACAGCUGUGUCGCCUUUGGAGUGGGCUAUAAGCUUCCAAGACACGCUCGUGCAGCCGCACAAUGAGAUUGUGUGUACGGUGGGCCAGCGAUCGCUGCUAAGCAUCCAGCUGGCCAAUCAAUCCCUGCAACCACUUAGAAAUCUGGUGCUGAGCAUAAAGUUCUAUCAGGAUUACCUGAACGGAAUGGAAAAUUACAAUUUAGAGACACGCGUGGCCAUUUCAGGACCAAAUAGAAUUGCAAUACCACUACUGGAGAAGCAGGAGCAGAAACAGCACACUUGCUCUGUGAUAUUCUUUACCCCCGGACGUUUCAAGGCCAGCAUCGAAUGCACCAGCAAUCCGCAGAAGCAGGCAGAGCAGCCGGGAGCAUUGCUAACCCGCUCCUGUCCGGCGGAAGCGGAGAGUGCCGGCCAAUCGGUCAUGUUCUCCUCCAGCUACGAUGAGCAGCAGGCGCAUGUGUGGAAGUUUAUUCCGCCCAUUGAGGUGACCGUCGUGGAGCAGUGAAAUGUUACCUGUCGCUAGUUUAAUUUCGUUACAAUGUUUGUGUAUGUAUUGUGUGUACACCCCAUACUAAUCCCCUACUCUCGUUAAAGUAUUUGAUUCCCACGCGCCCUGUUAUAUCCGUAAACACGGAAAGCAAUUGUUUGUAAAGAAUUCUUACCUACAUAGAUACAACAUGUAACGCAUAACACUGUAUAUAAUUAAGCUGAAACACAAAGUAAUACUGUGCCCUAAGCUUGAUAGAGAAAAUGGCCAUAACAUAAAUCGUAUAACCUAUAGUUCAUGCCUGUAAAGCAUAUACAUAUUUAAGCCAGCGAUGAGCUAUUUAAAUAGAUAGCAAAUGUUCCGCGCACUAGAAGCCACGCCAAGCAUUAUACAUUUUGAUAACAAGCUCGUGUUUACAAAAUAUUUUUAUACAAUUACCGGGGCAAUACAUAUGUAUCAUAAUGAACUACAUAUUAAGAUUGUUGCUAAAGAAAUUAUGCCAAUGAAAUGUGUGAAUACUGUAGUGUAAAAGCAAUAAACUCUAUUUGACGAAA